Paramecium pentaurelia is the source of this 839-nucleotide messenger RNA. NCBI's taxonomy places the organism in Eukaryota, Ciliophora, Oligohymenophorea, Peniculida, Parameciidae. The record is from the annotation of a GenBank genome assembly.
GAUGGAUCAUAAUAGGGAUAUCAAAUAUUCAACAUUGAAGGUGUCUGAUUCAGUUCAAUUUGGAGGAAUUAUGACAAAGGAAGAGUGUUAAGCAUUGGCAAAGAAAAUUAUGUCAAUAUAUGAUGGGGAUGGAAACGGUACAUUAGAUUCUUUUGAAGUGGGCUAUAUUCAAUCAGAUUGUUAUAGAGCCAUGAACAAAGGAUUUAAUCCAACUCCAACAGAUAUUGCUGCUUUUUCAAGAAUAAUAGAUAGUAAUAAUAAUACUAAAUAAAUUUUUAGGACGAUAAUGUGGCAUGGUCACAGAUAAAGAUAUAGAAGCCUUGUGUAUAAAAUACUUUGGAGGUAAUUUCGAUAGAAGUGAAAGAAGUGAAAGAGUAGUACCAGAACAAACAAUAAGUUAACAAAGAACUUAUGAAACAAGCUCUUUCAAUAGAUAAGUAUCAAGCAAUCAGAAUAGCAAAGUCAUAACAGUUCAAAAACAAACUAUUGUCACAAAUUAGGUUUAAUAAAUUCCUAGUUCACCUCCUGUCAAGAAUACUUACAGUUAAGUAGUGUAAGAGAGAUUGGAAGUAGCAAGAAGAAUUUUUAGAAUGUUGGAUACAGAAAAAAAUGGAUUUAUUACAGAUAAGCAUGUAAAUUAAAAUGGAAGUAAUUUAGGUUCCAUCAUUACUUCAGGAAACAUAUAAAUUGAUGGGAAUGUCAAUUGAACCAACUUAAGAAGAUGUAGAAUUAUGGAUGGAAAUGGCAGAUGAAGAUAGAGAUGGCAAAGUAUAUUUAAAGGAUUAUGAGGCAUUAGUAAUCAGAAGUCUAAAAUAAUAAGGAAUUGUUUUAGAAUGAUU